Oncorhynchus kisutch (coho salmon) is the source of this 1979-nucleotide messenger RNA. RefSeq names its product ras-related protein M-Ras. The coding region runs from base 183 to 809 and encodes 208 amino acids. Gene Ontology annotation, cellular component: membrane. NCBI's taxonomy places the organism in Eukaryota, Metazoa, Chordata, Actinopteri, Salmoniformes, Salmonidae. The record is from RefSeq and is a predicted model, not a curated record. The transcript is spliced from 6 exons. Gene Ontology annotation, molecular function: GTPase activity; GTP binding. Gene Ontology annotation, biological process: signal transduction.
CAAAGUAACUGUUACAUUUUUGUGGCAGAUGCUGGACUUUCCAGCAGCUGUGAUAUGACAUGGAUUUGAUAUAAAUGUACAGCUCUGAAUGAGGUCAGCUUCACAACAUGAGAAGGCAGGAAAUGUGACUUCAUGCAAGCGACUUUACAGUAAAUAUAUUGGGGUAUAGCAUAGCUGUCACUAUGGCAACGAGCGCUGUUCCCAGUGACAAUCUCCCCACGUAUAAGCUGGUAGUGGUGGGGGAUGGGGGAGUGGGGAAGAGUGCGCUCACCAUUCAGUUCUUUCAGAAGAUCUUUGUCCCUGAUUACGACCCCACCAUCGAGGACUCCUACCUCAAACACACUGAGAUUGAUGCCCAGUGGGCCAUAUUGGACGUUCUGGAUACAGCAGGCCAAGAGGAGUUCAGUGCCAUGAGGGAACAGUACAUGAGGACUGGGGAUGGGUUCCUCAUCGUGUUCUCUGUCACAGACAAGGCCAGCUUUGAACAUGUGGACCGCUUCCAUCAACUCAUCCUCAGGGUGAAGGACCGGGAAUCCUUUCCUAUGGUUCUUGUGGCCAACAAAGUGGACCUGCUGCACUUACGUAAAAUACCCAGUGAUCAGGGGAGGGAGAUGGCUAGUAAACACAGUAUAGCUUACAUUGAAACCAGUGCUAAGGACCCAGCCAUGAAUGUUGACAAGGCGUUCCACGAGUUAGUUAGAGUAAUCAGGCAACAGAUUCCAGAGAGGAGCCUGAAGAAGAAGAGGAAAACCAAGUGGCGAGCCGACAGGUCCACUGUCUCCCACCGACUGCACUGUGUUGUCCUAUGAUGGUUUUUUACUUGUACAGCUGCUCCCUACAGGACAGGGGGAAGAUGAUUACAUUUAGGAGUGUUUACUCUCUACACAGAGUUCCAGGAGGCAGUUUGUACCCUCUAUCCUGGCACAUGAGUUAGGUGGAAGGGUCAGGUCCAGCAGCACAGGAGUUUCCCAGACACGGGAUGUGACUGACUCGCCCUAAAAGGACGAGUGGAAUAAUUUGACAGAGAAACUGGACAUAUGGGCUCACAAAGAUAAUCUGUAAAUAAUUAGGACAUACUGUAGCAGGGUCACACAAACAUCGUUUUACUAAGAGGUAGGCCUUUAAAACUUGGUCCUUGUUGUUUUUAAAAAGCUUUCUUGUUAUAGUCCCUAUCAUUAAGAUGGAGGCCAUUGCGUAAAGCACUGGAAGGAGGGAGGAAACUGAGAGCUUUCCCCAGUGAGGGGGAGUAUAUUAGAGAGGGGAGUGAGAGGAGGGGAGAGGAUGUGUCUGUUUGUGUUGGAAUCAGUGGGCCUGUCAGACAACAGAGAGAAGAAGGGAAAGUGAGGAAAGAGACACAGAGAGAGAAAGAGAGAUUCCAAAUGGAUAGCAUCUGGCAAAGGGACUCCAGACAUUGUGUCAAAGCCUGGGAGGCAGCCAAUGUGUAGCCCCAUAAUUUCUACAUGGAGAACGUCUUUAUAAUCUCCGAACAAGACUGUCAUAGAACUGUAUUGUAGCUUAUUGAACACACCAAAUGUCUUAUUUGAAUGUACACUUAGGAACCGUGACCAUUUUGACUUAUCAGUGCUCACUGGAUGUAGUCGUGCACUUCUCAAAACGCUUUAAACACACUAUUGUGGUGUGUUUGUGUGUGUGUGUGUGUGUGUGUGUGUGUGUGUGUGUGUGUGUGUGUGUGUGUGUGUGUGUGUGUGUGUGUGUGUGUGCGUGCGUGCGUGCGUGCACUGGAUGUGAACAUAUCCUAGACGAUGAAAUCUAAUUUUUACAUGUGAAUAUUAGAUUUCUUUGCUACUAUUUCACUAUUUAUUUUAUAUAAGUAAUUUAUUGCUGUGUUAUCAUUAGUACAAGGCUACCCCAGAGAGGCACAAAGCACAGAGCUUAACUAAGAAAUUGAUGGAACAAAAGACGUGUAGGCAAAGUAUAAAUGUGUGUUAAUAAAUGUUGUGUUCUAUUAUAUGUGUACA